AAAAAAAAAAAAAGAAGUGUGGCCAUGGUGGUCGUCAGUUAGCCUGCUAGCCACUUUAGGCUGUUUAUGACCAUGGCGAAAUGUGCAGUGAAAAGGGAUAUUUUGUAGGUCGACGGAGGAGGGUUUGGCGGGGAUGUGGCUAAAUGAUGGGAAACAUUUUUGGGAGAAAUAGUCGACCUUCUCGUGUAACGGAACAAGACAAAGCCAUUUUGCAAUUGAAGCAGCAGAGAGAUAAGCUCAAGCAGUACCAGAAGAGAAUCACCGGGCAACUGCAGAAGGAGAGACUUCUUGCAAGGCAGUUGCUAAAAGAUGGCAGGAAAGAAAAAGCACUGCUGCUUCUUAAGAAAAAACGAUAUCAGGAUCAGCUGCUAGACAAGACAGAAAAUCAGAUUUCAAACCUGGAGCGCAUGGUUCAAGAAAUUGAGUUCAUGCAAAUUGAGAUGAAAGUCAUCGAAGGGCUUAAGGUUGGGAACGAUUGUCUGAAGAGUAUGCAUGAGAUCAUGUCAAUAGAAGAUGUGGAGAGAAUCCUGGAUGAGACCCAGGAAUCAAUUGAAUAUCAAAGGCAAAUAGAUGAAAUGCUGGCUGGAGCCCUGACACAGGAGGACGAGGACGCUGUUUUAGCAGAGCUGGAAGCUAUCGCUGAGGGAGAAGAUGUAACACUUCCGGAGGUCCCCACUGAGCCAAUACCAGAAGUCCCAGAGGCAACUAAAGCUGAACCAGAGAAGAGAGAAGCAAAGAACAAGCCAGGCAGAGAGAUGCUGGCAGCCUAACAGACUGAAUGAGUGGUUGAUGUCCUGGUGUUGGACUCCAGAAAAACGGAGCAGGCUGUCUUUGUUCUGAAAUUCUGUCAAUUUCAGUAUUUCAUCUUUAAUUCGUAGUAGCUGAAGGUGGGACCUGCACACAUCCGCGCACCUUUACACAUUUUACAGGAUCAGCACUGUGUCUGUACUUUAGUUCACUGUUCCCCUGACGUAUGUAUAUAAAGGAAGCGCAAUGUCCUGUUCCUCCAUGUCUGACUUGGAAUAGCAUAGCAAGGUGACAUUGUAACUGUGCUGGUUAAGGCAUAACUGAAUGACAGGACUAAUUUUUAGAUGUUUUACACAUUGAAUUCAGUUGUUUUAUGUAUUAAAUGGAGCUGUGGCAAUAAUA
Xiphias gladius (swordfish) is the source of this 1149-nucleotide messenger RNA. Its product is annotated as charged multivesicular body protein 6-like. Bases 144 to 770 code for a protein of 208 amino acids. Gene Ontology annotation, cellular component: multivesicular body; ESCRT III complex. Gene Ontology annotation, biological process: late endosome to vacuole transport via multivesicular body sorting pathway; vesicle budding from membrane. The record is from RefSeq and is a predicted model, not a curated record. The transcript has 8 exons. Lineage: Eukaryota; Metazoa; Chordata; Actinopteri; Istiophoriformes; Xiphiidae.